Oenanthe melanoleuca is the source of this 2406-nucleotide messenger RNA. RefSeq names its product acyl-coenzyme A synthetase ACSM4, mitochondrial-like. Gene Ontology annotation, biological process: acyl-CoA metabolic process; fatty acid biosynthetic process. The coding region runs from base 273 to 2015 and encodes 580 amino acids. Gene Ontology annotation, molecular function: fatty acid ligase activity; fatty-acyl-CoA synthase activity. Gene Ontology annotation, cellular component: mitochondrial matrix. The record is from RefSeq and is a predicted model, not a curated record. The transcript has 14 exons. NCBI's taxonomy places the organism in Eukaryota, Metazoa, Chordata, Aves, Passeriformes, Muscicapidae.
GCCCUGUGAACUUUGCCCAGCUCCAGAGGGAUCUGAGGGAUCUGACACUGCCUGGCUGGAAGUCAGCAUGUAUUUAUAGAAACCCUCCCUGAAGGAAGGCAGACCUGGGACACUGUCAGGGUGGAACUGGCAGGUAUUAAAAAGACUUGGGGAUCACUGGGCAGAAAAUAUCAAAGCAGAUCUCACCUGACAAAUACUGUGGGACUGGUGACUGAUUCCUUUGGUGCACGCCUGAUUCUUUUCCCUCACUGUCUGAUAAAACAUCAUUUAUCAUGAGAACAUUUAUUAAAUCCUGGAUUCCUCAGUGUUUGUGGAUUCUCAGGUCACCUUCCAGAUCAUUCCAUGGAAACAACAGGCUUCUUACAUCUCAGAUUAUUUCCUAUUAUGAAUCUAUAAACCAGUGUAAGAAGGAACUGCCAGAAUAUUUCAACUUUGCAAGUGAUGUCUUAGAUGAGUGGGCACGACUGGAAAAGGAUGGAAGAAAACCAGCAAAUCCAGCUUUUUGGUGGGUCAAUGAGGAGGGAGAGGAGGUGAAGUGGAGCUUUGAGGAGCUGGGCUCUCUGUCCAGGAAGGCAGCCAAUGUGCUUUCUGGAGCCUGUGGUUUGCAGCCAGGAGACAGAGUCAUUGCAGUUCUGCCUCGUGUUCCUGAGUGGUGGCUCCUGAACGUGGCCUGCAUGCGAGCAGGAAUUGUCCUUAUUCCAGGAACAUCCCAACUAACAGCCAAAGACAUCUCAUACCGACUCCAGGCUUCAAAGGCCAAGUGUAUCAUUACCAGUGACACACUGGCACCUGCAGUGGAAUCUGUCCUGCCUGGCAGCCAGUUCCUGACAAGUAAACUCCUUGUAGGCCAAGGGCGCAGGGAUGGGUGGCUGAACUUCAAAGAGCUCCUUGUGGUUGCAUCUGCUGACCAUCAAUGUGUCAAGACAAGGAGUCAAGACCCAAUGCUCAUCUAUUUUACCAGUGGUACUACAGGCUUCCCAAAAAUGGUGAUGCAGUCCCACAGCAGUUAUGGCAUUGGAUUUGCAAUCUCUGGCAGGUAUUGGAUGAACUUGACUCCUUCAGAUAUUAUGUGGAAUACCUCUGAUACUGGUUGGGUAAAAGCAGCUUGGAGCAGUGUUUUUGCACCAUGGAUCUGUGGAUCCUGUGUCUUUGUACACCAUAUGCCACAGUUUAAGUCAGAAGUUAUUGCAGAGACUCUCUCAAGAUACCCCAUCACCACCUUCUGCACGGCUCCCACCGCCUUCCGCAUGCUGGUCCAACAUGAUGUCAGCAGCUACAAGUUCCCAAGUCUGAAACAUUGUGUAACUGGAGGGGAAGCACUCAAUCCUGAAGUGUUGGCGAAGUGGAAAACCCAGACAGGGCUCGUUAUUCAUGAAGGUUAUGGCCAGACAGAAACAGUGACAAUCUGUGCCAAUAUGAAAGGAACGAAAAUUAAACCUGGCUCUUUGGGAAGAGCUGUUCCCCCUUACGAUGUGCAGAUCGUGGAUGAGCACGGGGCUGUUGUGCCUGCAGGAGCAGAGGGCACCAUUGCUGUGCGAGUGCAGCCCUCGCGCCCCUUCUGCCUCUUCUCUGAGUACCUGGAUAAUCCAGAGAAAACUGCUGCCUCUGUGCGUGGAGAUUUUUAUCUCACUGGGGACAGAGGCACUAUGGAUGAAGAGGGAUAUAUCUGGUUUGUGGGAAGAGCUGAUGACAUCAUUAAUUCUGCUGGGUACCGCAUUGGCCCCUUUGAAGUGGAGAGUGCAUUGAUCCAGCACCCAGCAGUGUCAGACGUGGCUGUUGUCAGCAGCCCCGACCCAGUGCGAGGGGAGGUGGUCAAAGCCUUCAUUGUUUUAGCUCCUGCUUUUGUAUCACAUGAUCCAGAAAAAUUAAUUCACGAGCUUCAACAACAUGUCAAGAAGGUGACUGCACCUUACAAGUAUCCAAGGAAGGUGGAGUUUGUUCAGGAGCUGCCAAAGACAGCUACUGGGAAAAUCCAGAGAAAGGUUCUAAAGAGCAAAGAGUGGGCAAAAAAAUGACAACAGCAAGAGUGAUCUGGAAAACGAGGAGAGAAAUUCUCCAUCAUGUGUACCAGCCAUAACACAUGACAGAGCAGGUUGUCAUGACCCAAAGCAGGAGGAGAACGUUGGGAAAAACAAACUGUGGAAGAAAAAGGAGAAAACAUUCUUGAGGCUAUGUGGUAUUGGAACCAUUUUUGCCAUCGACCAGUAAAUUUUCAGAAGGAAGGAAGUGCAAGUAAUUCAAAGUGUGGUAUGGGAGAGAGAAAGACUCAGGUGCAUGCAGAGGUCUAGGGUUUUUUACUGCAAUUUGUAUAAACAUCUUCCUUAAAAAAAAAAAAAAAUGGGUGAAACCACGAGGCUUUGAAAAUUACAAAUAAAUGAGAAAUUAAUAAAAAUAUAUUUCUCUUGA